UUAUAUUUUAGUGUAGCUUUCCUUCUUGUUUACUUUCCAUCCCCGACCGACGCAAUUCCGACUCAAUUAACAAGAUCUGUAUCCGUUCUUGUUUUCUCUAUCUAAACUCUGUCACGGACCCAUCAAUCUCUCCGGAUUCUUCUCCCCACGUUUCUUCCCCACCCCUUUCCGUCUCUCUUCUUCGUCGUUUUCUCUUGUUCUAUUUGUUUCUCGAGGUCGAGACUCGGAAUUGACGACGACGGCGACUCCCCGGACCGCAGAAUCAGGGUUUGGGUCUUCUCUCCCGCCGCCGAUGGCCGUCGCUCCGGGGAAUUCGUCCGAUAACCUCGGCGACAACGACGCCCUUCUACUUGACGACAAUCUUUCGAUCAGCGUCGAGGGCCUCUACGCCUUCCUCGAUGAGCAGCCUUUCGACCCGGUCGACGACCAGUCCCAGAUUACUUUUGAAGGUUCAGACCGAGGCAAGCAAUCUGGUGGUCCAACAGAUCCUGUUAAUGCCUUUCAGCCUAAUGCUGGGUUUUCGAAAUCUUCAGCUCAUGGAGAGUUCAAUGAAACACUUGCUUCUCAAUGGACAACAUCAAAUUUUCUGGGUGUAUCAGAUUGUAAAAAAGAAACAAAUUUAGGAUUUUCUUUUGGAUCAGAACAAAGUUCCAACUCUCCCUUAAUCCCAGUGAGUGGUCACACCAGUGCUGUCUCAGCACAUGCUGAUUCCAAAAGCAUGUUUGCUUAUCCUUUGAGUCGUUUUGGAUUUUCAAAUCAGGAAUAUGAUUUUAGUUCAAUGAAUUUGGUUGGAAGUUCCCGUGAUAGUUUGAUAAGUAGCAACUUCAACAGUCAACAAUUGCAGUAUCUAUCGAAUUGUCCCUUUGGUAAUGCUGAAGAAGCAGGUCUAGAUGUCUCACAUUAUGUAGACUUCGGUUGUGAUUUGUACUCGGACAGUGAUCAAAAGGACUUUGAUGAGUUGAGAGCUGGAAUUUCACAGCAGAAUAGGUUCAAAAUGUAUGAAUCUUAUGCAGAUGAUUCAUUAAAUACUAUGACAAGAGAAGAAAAGACUGGUUUAACUGAUUGCAAGCUCUAUGAUGACAGAAAUGCUGCUCUGAAAAAUUCUCUGGAGGAAAAAUGUCUAUAUACUAAUUCAUCUAUGGAUGUUGAUUCAACUUUUCUAAAGUCCAUUAUUUCUAAGUUGAAUGCUACUGAGGCAACAAAUAUGGUGUACAAUGCUCAUGGCAAUUGCUGUGUGCCAUAUAGAGAGUCUCCUACUGAUGGUGUCUUAAGAGGUUUAAGAAACACAGUACAAGGUCAGUUCCCUCAUUUAAUUGUGUCACAUCAGAAGGACGUAAUAAAACAAAUAUACAAUGAAAAUGAGGAUCAUCUAUAUCCAUUCCAGAGUUCAACUAGAAGCAGUGCAGUGGAGUUGGACAAAGCAUUGGCAUCAGUUGGGUCCUUGAUUCAAAUGGCAGAUACUGAUGAACCACUGCCAGACAUAUGUGUGGAGCAGAAUUAUCUAGAUGAUGUUAGUCUUAAGAGUGAAUCUAGUAUAGAUUCCUCUCCACUACCAUCUACUAGAAAUUCUAUCUUUGAUAAUAUACCUGCCAUUGAUGCAUCAUUAAAAUGGUUCCCUCAUUCUUAUCCAAAUCUACACAAUAAGCGGCAAAAGACUUCAACAAAUACUGGAAGAGAAGAACUGGUGCAAGAAUUUCAUUACAUACAACACAAUAGUCUCAAGCAUAGUGAUGAUGAUGUUCUUAAUGUGAGUUCUACGGUAAGCUGCAUAAGUGUGGAUGAUGAUGAUGCUGACAUAUGUAUUCUUGAUGAUGUCAGCAACUUUGCCCACCCACUUGCACCAACAGUGAUUAUAAAAAAUCAGACAAUGUUAGAGCAAUCUGGAUAUAUUCAGACAUAUCAGCCUAGGUUGGGAGGGACAAGGCUCAAGGCAGAUGAUGAGAGAUUAACUCUUUGGCUAGAAUUGCAGGAUCUUUCUCAGCAAAGAUCUGAGGCUAUUCUUCCUGAUGAGGGAAUGAUGUCAGUUUCUCUAUUGAGACACCAGCGUAUAGCUUUAUUUUGGAUGGUACAAAAGGAAACGGCCAGUCCACACUGCAGUGGUGGAAUACUUGCAGAUGAUCAGGGACUAGGUAAAACAAUAUCUACGAUAGCACUAAUCCUGAUGGAGAGAUCUCCAUCACACCAACCAUUGUCUUGCAUGGGUAAACAAGAUAGACCGGAGUCUUUACAUUUGGAUGAUGAUGAUGACUGUGGUGAUUUCUCCGAGAUUAAUGGAGUAAAGAAGCCCCAGAUUUCUGGUCUUAUGGUGGACAGUGGAUCCAAGAAAAGGGAGUACCCUGUGAUGGCUGUAUCGAGUAGGCCUGCAGCAGGAACUUUGAUUGUUUGCCCUACAAGUGUACUUCGACAAUGGGCUGAGGAACUGAAAACUAGAGUUACUAGCAGUGCUAAUCUGUCAUUUUUAGUGUAUCAUGGUAAUAACAGAACGAAGGACCCCCAUGAGCUCACAAAAUAUGAUGUUGUAUUGACAACAUAUGCAAUUGUAAGCAUGGAAGUCCCCAAGCAACCACUUGUUGGUGAAGUUGAUGAGGAGAAAAGAAAACAUGAUAGUCUCAUCAGACAUAUGGCUGAUAAAAAAAGGAAGGGUUCUCCAAGCUCCUCGAAAAAAUGCAUGAAAAAUGGAAUUGAAACACAGAGUGCAUUGCUCAAGUCGUCUGUUCGACCUCUUGCUAGAGUUUGGUGGUUCAGGGUAAUUCUGGAUGAAGCUCAAAGCAUUAAGAAUCACAGGACUCAAGUUGCAAGGGCAUGUUGGGGUCUGCGGGCUAAGAGAAGGUGGUGCUUGUCUGGGACUCCCAUACAGAAUGCAGUUGAUGACCUCUAUAGCUAUUUCAGAUUUCUCGGAUAUCAGCCAUAUGCUGAUUAUGGAUCUUUUUGUUCCAUGAUAAAGAAUACAAUAAGCCGGAAUCCAAAAAAUGGUUACAAAAAGCUUCAAGCUGUUUUGAAGACUAUAAUGCUACGCCGUACUAAAGGCACUAUGAUUAAUGGUGAGCCUAUUAUUACCCUGCCGCCAAAGAUUGUCACUUUGAAGAAGGUGGACUUCUCGGAAGGGGAACGGGCUUUCUACACUAAUCUAGAAGCUGAAUCUCGAGAGCAGUUUAAGGUUUAUGCAAAUGAAGGGACUGUCAAGGAGAACUAUGUGAAUAUUUUGUUGAUGCUCCUACGUCUUAGGCAGGCUUGUGAUCAUCGCCUUUUGGUAAAUGGAUGUAGUUCUAAUUCUGUCAAGAGCUCUUCCAUAGAAAUGGUUAAGAAACUUCCUGAAGGGAAACAGAAUCAUCUUUUGAGUUGCUUGGAAGCUGGCUUAGCUAUUUGUACCAUCUGUAAUGAUCCACCUGAGGAUGCAGUGGUUACAGUCUGUGGACAUGUUUUCUGUAAUCAAUGUAUUUGUGAGCAUCUUGAUGGGGAUGACAACAUCUGCCCUUCAGCUGACUGCAAAGUUCGAUUAAAUGUUUCUUCAGUAUUUUCCAAAAUUACAUUGGUAAGUUCUAUACGGGACUUACCUGGUAACAGUUGCAGCUCCAGCGGUUGCAGUUCUAAAAUGGUAGAUGCAGUUAAAAUUAGUGGAAAUAGGUCGUCUUCUUAUUCUUCUAAAGUAAAAGCAGCUAUUGAGAUCUUGCAAUCACUGCCUAAAUCUCAAUGUUCUCUUCCAAACUGCAACUAUGAGAAAUCUAAUGGAGAAACUGAUGGCUCCUUGCAACAUGGUGUCACAGUUUCACAGAGAUGUUCUGUGCAUACAAAUGAUGGAAAAAACUUUGAUCUAAAGUGUCAACCAUCUGAAAAGGCCAUUGUCUUCUCUCAGUGGACAAGGAUGCUGGAUUUGUUGGAGGUUCCAUUGAAAGAUUCAUGUAUACAAUAUAGGAGGCUUGAUGGGACAAUGUCCAUUGCUGCUAGGGAGAAAGCAAUUAAAGAUUUCAACAUGCUUCCAGAGGUUACUGUAAUGAUUAUGUCCCUGAAAGCUGCAAGUCUUGGUCUGAAUUUGGUAGUGGCCUGUCACGUUCUUCUUCUCGACUUAUGGUGGAAUCCUACUACUGAGGACCAGGCAAUUGACAGAGCGCACAGAAUUGGGCAGACUCGUCCUGUCACUGUUUCACGCUUAAUGGUCAGGAACACAGUGGAAGAUCGCAUCUUGGCUCUCCAGGAAAAGAAGAGGGAGAUGGUAGCUUCUGCAUUUGGCGAAGAUGAAUCAGGUACUCGCCAAACUCGCUUGACAGUGGAGGACCUAAACUAUCUGUUCAAUGUGUAGCCCUCGAUUCAUUUUUGUACAGUUUUGGUCGCUAGCUAACCUAAUAGCACUCAGAACAAAAACUGUCUGCAUUGGAUUCUCUUACAUGAGGUGCUCUCUGCUCUGGAGAUGCACCUAAAAAGAUCCUAACCAGCUUAUCUGUGAAUAGCAGCAAUACGGACAUUCCACAGUUUCUUCCUUUUUUUUUUCUUUUUCCUUUUUGGGGUCGUUGUGGUUCAGCAUAAUGCCUCUUCAGGGAUGUUUUACGACAAGGAUAGAAUAUUUUUAGAAAAUUCUAUUGAAUUCAGCAUUGUAAAUCUUUCAAUGCCAUUAGUGUUGUGAAAAUUAUUUGAUGGUACAUUUGUCUUAAUCUCAGAAUCAAUUAUAAUUUGGAUAUUCAAAUUUUGCAUGA
Molecule: messenger RNA, 4688 nt
Organism: Musa acuminata subsp. malaccensis (wild Malaysian banana)
Lineage: Eukaryota; Viridiplantae; Streptophyta; Magnoliopsida; Zingiberales; Musaceae
Product: helicase-like transcription factor CHR28
Biological process (GO): DNA repair
Cellular component (GO): nucleus
Molecular function (GO): ATP-dependent chromatin remodeler activity; ATP binding; metal ion binding
Source: RefSeq, a predicted model, not a curated record